This is a messenger RNA of Mytilus californianus (California mussel), 3571 nucleotides long. Its product is annotated as calcitonin receptor-like. The record is from RefSeq and is a predicted model, not a curated record. Gene Ontology annotation, molecular function: G protein-coupled peptide receptor activity. Lineage: Eukaryota; Metazoa; Mollusca; Bivalvia; Mytilida; Mytilidae. The transcript has 13 exons. The coding region runs from base 344 to 1549 and encodes 401 amino acids. Gene Ontology annotation, biological process: cell surface receptor signaling pathway; adenylate cyclase-modulating G protein-coupled receptor signaling pathway. Gene Ontology annotation, cellular component: plasma membrane.
UUGCUGGCCAGCGGUCAAGUCUUUUGAUGAUAACAGCACUAUAGGAUGUACUUCCUGUAUAUCAAACAGGAUAUAAUAAUGCUGAUUUUUGUUGCAUGUGAAAUUGACUUGAUGUAGAUUGAGAUCUCCCUAUCACAACCUGUGCAAAUCAAUAGUUGACGAUGACAAGUUAAAGAUUCUGACCAGUCGAUAAAAAGAGUUUUGUUGAUCGAGAUGUAAAUUAGUGUUAAAAUCAGUUUGGCUUCAUUACAAGGAAAUAAGACAGCAAUUGACAGAAUGGACGAAGAUGUUGUAACUGGAUAAAUACUGUGGAAAUAUAUUACUGGACUAUUUUAAAUGAACAAUGUCGGAUUUGACAAAUAAUCCUCAUUUGAAAGCAUUUCUGGAAAGUUCAUUGAGCUGUGUAAAGACACCAGAUGACGGAGAUCUAUAUUGUAAUACUACAUCGGACUUCCUCGGCUGUUGGAAUUUUACGAAAGCGGGGACAGUAAUGAUUAAACAAUGCCCUUCUCUUCCAGGCUUUAACACAAAAGAAAUAGCACAUAAAAAUUGUUCAGAAAAUGGUACAUGGGAACGUGCUAACUAUAUGGAAUGUCGAAUGACCAAAGAAAUAGAGGAGGAUAUGAACAAAGAAGUGUUGAAUGCUUUUCGUCAUAUAUACAUAUCACUGGUUGGAUUCUCUAUAUCUAUUACCUUGUUGGUGAUAUCAUUGUUUAUAUUUUUCAAAUUCAGACAACUACGUUGUGACAGAAUAACCCUGCAUAAAAACCUGUUCAUUUCUUAUUUACUGACUGCUAUUAUGUAUAUCCUGUAUAAUGUAUUGGUUAUAAUGAAUGGUGAUGUACUCCAUGAUCAACCGAUUUGGUGUGUUGUGCUUCACGUUAUUACACAAUAUUGUGUUGUGUGUAAUUUUGCCUGGAUGUUCUGUGAAGGUGUUUAUCUUCACACUAUAAUGGUGAAAACGUUUACUACGGGAAAAUGGCUCAUUAUUGUCUGUACCGUUAUAGGCUGGGUGUGUCCGUUUGUGUUAGUAGGAGUUUAUACAGCAGUAAGAGCCUCAAGCAAAGAUGAUAAUAUACUUUGUUGGAAUCAAGAAAGUACAUUACAGUGGAUAAUGUUUGCUCCAGUGGUAGCAUCUAUUUUUUUGAAUUUGAUUUUUCUGUGCAAUAUAGUGAGAUUGUUGAUAACAAAACUACGACAGAUACCAGAAGCAGGACAGACAAGAAAAGCCACAAGAGCAACAUUAAUUCUUAUUCCAUUGCUUGGUAUACAGUACUUAUUGUUCCCUAUCAAACCAGUCGAAGGAUCUAGUUGGGAAGAGGUUUACCUAAUAGUUGUAGCACUUCAUUUAUCAUUACAGGGGGCGUUUGUUUCCAUCAUAUUUUGCUUCUGCAAUGGAGAGGUAAUUACAGUUAUAAAACGUAAAUGGGCUCUUCACAGGGAAAGUACUUUUACAAGUAAAGGACGUUACAGAGCGCCUUCAACCAUAGGCACGACAUCUUACACCCUAGUGGAUCACGUGUCGGGUGUUGCUACAUCUGUCACGUGAUCAGUCGUUAUGGCAGACCACAAAGAAAAUGUUUCAAAUAUAAUUAUCAUUACACAAUAGUAAUUGGUGAGCUGUUAGAAAAAUGACUGUGCUAUCGUUUUUGAGAAUGAAUGUGUUUCAUUUAGUGCAAUUUGUUGACCUAUGAUCAUUACAAGUCUAAAAGGUCAGCUGGGUUGUUGUGGAUAGUAUAGAUUUGUAAUGUGUAAAUAAUUGCAAAAUUUGUUUACGCGUUAUCUGUUUUACUCGAUUAGCAAUAUGCAGAGAUGAUUAUGUAAGUAACAGUAAGCUACAGUAUCUAUGACCAUUGCUAUGUACUUAAGUCCCGGUGUUGUGUAUUUCAGACACGAAAUAUUAUGGCAAACAAUUAUCAGAUUUUAAAGUUUUUUUCCUCGUAUGUCUUUCUGUGUAAUGCUUACAUAAUAAUGCAUUUUAACUGUAUUAUAUCCUUUUUGAAUCAAAUCCCCAAAUAAAGUAAAUUAAUCUGUUGAUUUAUCAUUAGUUAUUAACAAUUGACACAGUAGUUAGAUAAUUACGAUGAGGUGCUUUAGUCUUACAGUUGCCACCAUCAUGCAUCAGUUGAUCAUGCUUAUAGUACAAUCUUCAAUUUCCCCCCAUUAAUCACAUACUUUGUAGUUCCCGUUACGGCUAUUCUCGAUUGAAAUUCCUUCUGUACGAAAUUGAAUAAUUUAAAAGAAGAAAAUGAUUGAUUAUGUUUCUACCUUGAAGUUUGAAAUUUUAGUAGAAAGCGUCCUACUUUAUUUUCUCGCGUAUGUUUGCCCUAUAUUACUAGCAAACUACAGAAUGUGUAAAGUUUCAUAAUGCUUGUUGAAGGCUUUAUUCAUCUUAGAUUCAAAAGAUUGCCAGAAAACCAUUUACCGUAUCCUCUCAUUAAGUUGACUUUAAAAAACGUCAGAAAGUAGUUGAAAGUAUUUCCAUCGUAGUUUCAUUGUGUCAGAAAACGGUUCAGUGGUUUUUAUUUUAACAUUGUCCUAAUUCGCUGGAAAAAGGACGACUGAAAUCAACAUUUGAACAUAGGUUAACUUCUAUACAUUGUCCUCACUGUCCUCUUUUAAAGUUUUCGUAUUCUGCCAGAAAAUGUAGUUUGGUGCUAACAUGUGUAUGCCAUAUUAAAUGGACAUAUAAUGCUUAUAUUCUGUUCAUAUUUGAUUUUUGUUGCUCAAUAUGGGGAAAGCGUAAUGCAGAUGGAAUUCAAAGAAUUGUUAAGAUGCAGAAAAGAGCUGCCAGAAUUAUACUGGAUGCACCAAUACUAACACCUACUGUAAAUUUAUUUAAAGAGCUAAAAUGGUUAAAAUUCAAAUAUAGGAUUACUUAUCAUAAAUUGAUUCUUAAUAAUAAAGCUCUUAAUAACCUUAACAGAUUAUGUUAUCUGAUUAUGAACCUACACAGCAGAAAUUUAAGAUCUUCUGCAAACAAUAAUCUAGCCUUCGUCAGGCCUAGCACAAAUUCGAUGAAAAAUCAUUAAAAUAUAGCUCCUCAAUACUUUGGAAGAAACUACCAAAUGAAAAAAAAACUAUGUGAAAAUCUUGGUACUUUUUAAAGUAAAUGUGUAGAUGUUUUAACUAUAAAUGAUAUGUAACAACUCUCUAACUCGAUUUUGACUUUUUAUGCGACUGUCAUACAAGUGAGAGGUUUAGCUAGCUAUAAAACCAGGUUUAAUCCACCAUUUUCUACAUAAGAAAAUGCCUGUACCAAAUCAGGAAUGUGACAAUUGUUAUUCAUUCGUUUGAUGUGUUUGAGCUUUUGAAUUUGACAUUUACUUAGGGACUUUCCGUUUAAAAUUUUCCUUGGAUGUCGGGAUUUUUUUUUGUUAUAUUCGGUAUUUUUGUAAUUUUACUUUUUAAUGUUUAUGUAUAAUGUAUAAUUUUUGUUCUUGUUCUACAGACAAUCAUUUAGCGUGAAAGUUGAAUUGUAUGUUCAAAAAAUUGUAAUAUUUGUAAUACAUGUACUUGUUCUGUAUGUUUUUCGUGAGUGCCUCAAAGUAGAUUAUUGAAUGCUUAUUGA